Messenger RNA from Histoplasma capsulatum G186AR, 2286 nucleotides. Its product is annotated as ATP-dependent RNA helicase HAS1. Lineage: Eukaryota; Fungi; Ascomycota; Eurotiomycetes; Onygenales; Ajellomycetaceae. The record is from RefSeq and is a predicted model, not a curated record. Gene Ontology annotation, biological process: maturation of LSU-rRNA from tricistronic rRNA transcript (SSU-rRNA, 5.8S rRNA, LSU-rRNA). Gene Ontology annotation, cellular component: nucleolus. The coding region runs from base 1 to 1896 and encodes 631 amino acids. The transcript has 4 exons. Gene Ontology annotation, molecular function: nucleic acid binding; ATP binding; RNA helicase activity.
AUGGAAACGGCUAAGGAAUCCUCUAAAAAGAGGAAAAGAAAGCAUGGAAAUUCCGGCGAAAGCAUUCGGAAGAAGGAGAAAGCUACCACCCUACCAGGAACUGAUGCCCCCAGCGCUGCUCCCUCAGCAACGUUGAGGAAACCGAAGGAGUCCAAGAAACGCAAAACAGAUCAUUCUGAUGUCAGCGAUGGGGAGGAGGACGGGGACCUUGGCAAGAUAGCUAAGGCGAAUGAAGAGGAGCCUGACCGUGAGCUGGAAACGACUGAUGAAGCGGAGCAGGUGGAGUUACCCCAAAGUUCAGCUGGGGAGAAAGACGGAGAUGCGGACAAAGAACAAGAAGUAGAUAGCGACGAGGAGGGGGAAGAAAAGCCAACAAAUGGAAAAUCAAAUGAAGUCCAGCUGGAGUUACCCUCUGUGAACGCCGUGUCGCUUCCGCAAACAGAAGCGGAACCGCAGAAAUUCUCGGAGCUGAACCUGUCCGACAAGACUAUGAAGGCGAUUGCGGAUAUGAAGUUCGAGACAAUGACGGAGAUUCAGCGCCGGGGAAUACCUCCACUCUUGGCGGGGAGGGAUGUUCUGGGUGCGGCGAAGACAGGGUCGGGGAAGACGCUGGCGUUCUUGAUACCUGCUGUGGAGAUGCUGAGUGCACUGAGGUUUAAACCGAGAAAUGGAACGGGUGUUAUCGUUGUGUCCCCAACUCGAGAACUUGCGUUGCAGAUAUUUGGUGUCGCGCGAGAGCUGAUGGCUCACCACUCACAGACAUACGGUAUCGUUAUUGGAGGAGCGAACAGGAGGGCUGAAGCAGAGAAGCUUACGAAAGGCGUUAAUCUGCUAAUUGCGACUCCCGGCCGCCUUCUUGAUCACCUUCAAAACACGCAAGGAUUUGUGUUUAAGAACCUCAAGGCUCUUGUGAUCGAUGAGGCAGACCGGAUUCUCGAAGUCGGCUUCGAAGAUGAAAUGCGCCAGAUCAUUAAGAUCUUGCCUGCUGAGGAUAGGCAAACAAUGUUAUUCUCGGCCACGCAGACGACAAAGGUAGAAGACCUUGCCCGUAUUUCGCUCCGGCAGGGACCGCUUUAUAUCAAUGUCGAUCACCGCAAGGAGCACAGCACAGUCGAGGGCUUGGAACAAGGCUACGUCAUCUGCGAUUCCGACAAACGAUUUCUCCUCCUCUUCUCGUUCCUGAAGCGUAAUUUGAAGAAGAAGAUAAUUGUUUUCUUCUCCAGCUGUAACUGCGUCAAGUACCAUGCCGAAUUACUGAACUAUAUCGACCUCCCCGUCCUUGACCUCCACGGCAAACAGAAACAGCAGAAGCGCACAAAUACGUUUUUCGAAUUUUGCAAUGCAACUCAGGGGACGCUGAUAUGCACGGAUGUUGCCGCGAGAGGCUUAGAUAUCCCCGCUGUUGAUUGGAUCGUUCAAUUCGAUCCUCCCGAUGAUCCCCGGGACUACAUCCACCGCGUUGGCCGAACAGCACGUGGCGCAAAUGGCAAGGGUCGAAGCUUGAUGUUCCUACAGCCAUCUGAAGUGGGCUUCCUCAAGCACCUGAAGGAGGCUCGAGUCCCCGUCGUCGAGUUCGAUUUCCCAGCUAAAAGGAUUGUCAACGUUCAAUCUCAGCUGGAGAAACUCAUCGGACAGAAUUACUAUUUGAAUAAGUCCGCCAAAGACGGAUACAGAUCGUACUUGCAAGCUUACGCCUCACACUCGCUCCGCUCCGUCUUUGAUGUCCACAAACUCGAUCUCGUCAAAGUAGCCAAGAGCUUUGGCUUUCCAACCCCUCCCCGCGUCGACAUUACCCUAGCCGCCAGCAUGAGCCGGGAUAAAAAGCAACAGGGUCGACGGAAUUAUGGCAGUCAGCCUAAACAUGCGCCGAAGUUUAAACGGAAGGCGGAGGCUUAAGGUGUGGGUUUAGUCCAAGACGUUGAAGUUGCGUCUUGGCAUGAACGUGACAUAUAUAUACAUACCGCGCAUACGAUAAACAUCCCUCCUGUGCUUUAUCAUCGGUUUUUUUUUUAUGUUCUGUGGAUAGGUAAAUGGUGUACUAGAUAGUUAGGCGUUGACGCAUCGCUCUCUCUUUGUUUUUCCGUUUCGUUGCUUGAUUACUAGACAAAAAACAUUCGGAGGAUUUGGCCUACCAACACCCUCUAAAGGGCCCUUUAAUUUCUUUGUGGCUCUUGAAAACCAAAAUACGUGGAAGGUAAUGUGAUGAACUAUAUAUACCCGGGUAGACCUCUAGAGGAACGAGCCCAUCUAUGCAGUUACAUGAAUGUAUGUGCUUCUGAAUCAUCC